Messenger RNA from Exaiptasia diaphana, 1764 nucleotides. Its product is annotated as organic cation transporter protein. The coding region runs from base 46 to 1623 and encodes 525 amino acids. Gene Ontology annotation, molecular function: transmembrane transporter activity. The transcript has 10 exons. Gene Ontology annotation, biological process: transmembrane transport. NCBI's taxonomy places the organism in Eukaryota, Metazoa, Cnidaria, Anthozoa, Actiniaria, Aiptasiidae. The record is from RefSeq and is a predicted model, not a curated record. Gene Ontology annotation, cellular component: membrane.
UUCCGCGUGAAGACAGCUUGGAUUUCUUCACUUAGUGACUUCAGCAUGGCGGAAAUAUCCGAACGAAACGAAGCAAAGAAGGAUCAAUCAACGUCUGAAGAACUGGAUGAUGUUUUCAAGAACCAUAUUUUUGAGUUUGGACGCUAUCAACAUGUUCUUUACUGGUUGACCUAUUGUCUUAUCAUACCCAGUGGAUUACAAUUUGGAUUGAUGGUGUUUGUAACGGGUACACCCACUUUUCAGUGUUCAGAUGCCAACUCUACUUGUGAGAUCAAUAAAUGCUGCAAAGACUGUACUAGCUAUGCAUUUGAACCCAAAACCUUUAACAGUAUUGUAUCAGAGUGGAACCUGAUAUGCGAUCGUGGUGGUAAGGCAGCCACCGCGCAAUCCAUAUUCAUUGGAGGAAUACUAGUUGGUUCGUUUGUUUCUGGGAUUUUUUCCGAUGUUUACGGUAGACGUCUGUGUAUUUACCUGAGCCUUGUUAUAAUGGUGAUAGGAACAGGAGCUGCUGCAGCCGCCGACUGCCUUUCUUUGUUUUCAUUCCUGAGGUUUUUUAUGGGAUUUUCUGUAGCAGGAAUCAUGCUGAGUCAAUAUGUCUAUAUACUUGAGCUUGUUGGUCCUUCAAAACGUACAAUGGCUGGCAAGUUGACUGAUUUUGGAUGGGUAGUAGGUGCUUGUUACACUGUAAUGCUGGCUUACUUUAUCAGAGAUUGGAGGAUUUUAUUAAUAGUCGCAAGCCUAUCAGCAGCAGUACUCCUCUUUACUUUCAAAGUGGUUCCAGAAACAGCUCGCUGGUUGUUGUCGCACGAUAAAAUCGACGAAGCGCAUGCUGUUCUUAUGAAGUGCGCUGACAAAAAGAAAGUAGAUCCAGAAGUCAUUCGUACAAUUCUAAAAGAUGUGCGAGAGAAUGAGAAAGUGAUUUCAAGACCGAAAGUAUCUGUUUUAGACCUCAUAAAGACAGCUAAAAUGCGCAGACGAACUUUGAUUCUUUGCUUCAAUUGGUUUGUGGUUGGAGCCGUUUAUUUUGGCUUUGUUCUCUAUGUCACCAAUCUGUCUGGAAAUAUAUAUUUGAAUUUCUUCCUGAUGUCAGUGAUUGACUUGGUGCAUACCCCCGUUGUGUGGUAUGGACUUCAAAGGUUUGGUCGGCGUGUAACUUACUUCACAAUCUUGAUGUUUGGUGGGAUUGCUUGUCUGUUGGUGCUUGUCGUACCCAAAGAGUACACUUCACUGGUUACCACGAUUGCAUUGCUGGGAAAGUUUUGUGAUACAGCAGCAUUCUCAACAAUUUAUCUUUAUACAACAGAAUUAUAUCCAACUGUGAUAAGAAAUACUGCCAUGGGAACUUCAUCUCUGUGCGCACGUGUAGGCGGGAUGAUUGCCCCGUUCAUUGUCAUGCUGGCUCAGCUUCCAGGAAUCAGUCUAACACUGCCAAUUGUUAUCUUUGGCGCUUUAAUAGUGGCUGCCGCGGUGUCGUCACUAUGGUUACCAGAAACGCUAAGAUCCAGCAUGCAUCAGACCAUCGAAGAAGAAGAAGCAGCGCCUGAAGAUUACAGCUUUCCGUGUUGUAGAAAACCACUUCCUGAAGGGAAAGAAGACUAUGAACUUCAACAGACCGCUGAAUAACUAUUCAACGCUGAAGAUAUAUAAUGUAAAGCUCCGAUGAUUUUAGCUUGUAUAAUAGUGAACAUCAACAUGUAUUAGAUUAAUUUUAUAAAUCACAAUUUUUAUACCUAUUUAAUAUUCAGUUCUUUAAUUUUUUUUUUA